This is a messenger RNA of Medicago truncatula (barrel medic), 1696 nucleotides long. Its product is annotated as zinc finger protein CONSTANS-LIKE 2. The record is from RefSeq and is a predicted model, not a curated record. The coding region runs from base 121 to 1311 and encodes 396 amino acids. The transcript is spliced from 2 exons. Gene Ontology annotation, cellular component: nucleus. NCBI's taxonomy places the organism in Eukaryota, Viridiplantae, Streptophyta, Magnoliopsida, Fabales, Fabaceae. Gene Ontology annotation, biological process: regulation of photoperiodism, flowering; regulation of flower development. Gene Ontology annotation, molecular function: DNA-binding transcription factor activity; zinc ion binding; protein binding.
AACACCACCAAAAACAGCAAGAACAAUCACUGCAAAUACAAACUUCACCUAUUUGAACUUCCUUAACACUGUCUGUCCAAAACUGACAAACAAACCAUUCAUCACUCCCUCUCUCCACAAAUGUUGGAGCAAGAUUUCCUCACCACCACCUCAGCCACAGCCACUGUAAGGUCUGCGGGAACGUGGGCACGAACAUGUGACACGUGCCGCUCGGCCCCAUGCGCGGUUUUCUGCCGCGCAGACUCGGCAUAUUUAUGUGCCGCGUGUGAUGCACGCAUCCACGCGGCAAACCGUGUAGCCUCGAGGCACGAACGCGUCUGGGUCUGUGAGGCCUGCGAGCGUGCCCCGGCGGCUUUUCUUUGUAAAGCUGAUGCUGCUUCUCUUUGCUCCACUUGUGAUGCUGAUAUCCACUCUGCUAACCCUCUUGCAAGCCGCCACCAACGUGUCCCGAUUCUUCCAAUUUCCGGUUACCUAUACGGUCCUCCGGCCACCCUUUUAGGUGCCGAAGAUGAAGGCUUCGUCCGCGGUGGUUGUGAGGUGGAGGAAGAGGAGGAUGAAGGUGUUGAUCAUGAUAUGGAAGAUGAAAAUGAAGCAGCUUCAUGGCUUUUGUUGAAUCCUCUAAAGAACAACAAUAACAAUAGUAACAACAACAUUAGCAAUGAUCAUAAUCAAGUGGCUAAUAAUGGAUAUUUGUUUAGUGGAGAAGUUGAUGAGUAUUUGGACCUUGUUGAUUGUAAUUCUUGUGGUGGUGAUGAAAACACUUUCACUACCAAUAAUACUCAUCAUCAUGAUGAGUAUAGUCAACAACAACAACAACAAGAUCAUUAUGGUGUUCCUCAAAAAAGCUAUGUUGGUGAUAGUGUUGUUCCUGUUCAACAACAGCAGGUACAGAAUUUUCAACUUGGGUUGGAAUUUGAGUCUUCCAAAGCUGGAUUCAGUUACAAUGGUGGUUCUAUUAGUCAAAGUGUUUCAGUUUCAUCAAUGGAUGUUGGUGUUGUACCAGAAUCAACCAUGACCUAUUCAAGACCUCCAAAAGGAACAAUUGACCUAUUUUCAGGUCCUUCUAUUCAAAUGUCUUCCCAUUUCUCUCCAAUGGAUAGAGAAGCAAGAGUCUUAAGGUACAGAGAGAAAAAGAAGACAAGAAAAUUUGAGAAAACAAUUAGGUAUGCUUCAAGGAAAGCCUAUGCAGAAACUCGACCGCGUAUAAAAGGUCGAUUCGCGAAGAGAACAGAUGUAGAAGCUGAAGUUGAUCAAAUGUUUUCCACAUCACUAAUUACAGAAGUUGGAUAUGGAAUUGUUCCCUCUUUCUGAAAUGAUACAAAACAAAAUGGUCAGGGGACAAAGUGCACAUUUGAAUUGACGGUGAGUUUGACAUAAUCACCUCGUAUCACCGUCAAUUUUGUAUAAGCUACAUUUUGGAGCUUCAACAAAAUUACUGUAAUUUUGUCAAACAGACCGUGCUUUCAAAUAUACACUAAGGAGAAGGUUGAGAAACAUGACCAACAGAAAAUUGCAACCAUGUUUUACUAUUACCAAGUCUUUCUACUAAUACUGUAUUUUUGAUAUAAUAUUAUUAUUUGCAGUUGCACUAAUUAGAUAUAUGCUUUAUUAUCUUGUUUGUUGUCUUUUGAAUGCGACUGUUAUUUGUAAAUACAGUCCUUAUUUAUUAAAUUAUUAUUAUUAUUACUAUAGUCAA